CGUUUCACUCAUCUCUGUGCUGUCUUCUCUCACACAAAGCAGCUGAUCUCCAGAAAACCAAUGUUGGUGCCGCCAUUGCUGUGAGAAAAAGGUGGGCUGAGAAUAGGCAGAAGAAACGAUGCUGUCAGCGGCGUUCGAUUUGAAAUCUGGCCAGCUCAUAUUGGUGGCUUUGCUUCUCAUGAUCGGCGCCUUCUACUCCGGCACUUUCUUCGGCAACACUUCCCCCAUCUACGUUCCUCAAUCCACCUCCAAUUCUUCUUUUUAUUCUUCCUCUUCCCCUUCUUCAUCUGGGUCUUCGAGAUUUACCAACAGGGUUGCUCUUACUUAUAGGAAAACGCCGCUUUUGAUAUCGGAAUUUGGGGUGGAUGUAUGUCCAUUGGAGUUCAAUGAGUAUAUACCUUGCCAUGAUGUGUCUUACGUUAAUACGUUGCGUUCAAGUUUGGAUCUUUCCAGGAGGGAAGAGCUGGAGAGGCACUGCCCUCCGCUUGAGAAGCGAUUAUUUUGCUUGGUACCUCCGCCCCAGGAUUAUAAGAUACCCAUAAGAUGGCCGAGCAGCAGAGACUAUGUGUGGCGGAGUAAUGUGAAUCAUACGCAUCUUGCGGAGGUUAAAGGAGGGCAGAAUUGGGUUCAUGAGAUGAAUCAGCUCUGGUGGUUCCCUGGUGGCGGUACUCAUUUCAAGCAUGGAGCUCCUGAGUAUAUUCAGAGGUUAGGAAAUAUGACAACUAAUGAAACCGGUGAUCUACGAUCCGCAGGGGUAUUUCAAGUUCUAGAUGUUGGUUGUGGAGUUGCCAGCUUCUCAGCUUAUCUACUUCCCCUUGACAUACAAACAAUGUCUUUUGCUCCCAAAGAUGGUCAUGAGAAUCAAAUUCAAUUUGCUUUAGAGCGAGGAAUUGGUGCAAUGAUUUCGGCUAUAUCCACCAAACAGCUACCAUAUCCCUCUAAUUCUUUUGAAAUGGUUCACUGUUCCAGGUGUCGUGUUGAUUGGCAUGAGAAUGAUGGUAUUUUACUUAAAGAACUUGAUCGCCUUCUGCGAUAUAAUGGAUAUUUUGUCUAUUCGGCUCCACCAGCUUACAGAAAGGAUAAAGAUUUCCCAAUUAUAUGGGACAAGUUGGUGAAUCUGACUUCAGCAAUGUGCUGGAAACUCAUAGCUCGGAAAGUUCAGACAGCAAUAUGGAUUAAACAAGAAAAUCAGCCAUGCUUGUUGCACAAUGCGGAGCAGAAUCUGUUUGAUGUAUGUGAUCCUGAUUAUGAUUCUGGGACAUCAUGGAACAAACCACUCAGGAACUGUAUAAUACUAGGCACUUCAAGAUCGGAUUCUCAGAAACUCCCUCCCAGACCAGAACGUCUUUCAGUAUAUUGGGGCGGUCUUAAUGCCAUAGGUAUCGAUCAAGAGAGAUUUAUUUCGGAUACCAUCUUUUGGCAAGAUCAAGUUAGCCAUUACUACAGGUUGAUGAAUGUUAAUAAAACUGAUAUACGAAAUGUCAUGGACAUGAAUGCCUUGAUUGGGGGAUUCGCUGUGGCUAUGAAUACAUUUCCUGUUUGGGUGAUGAAUGUUGUUCCUGCAAGCAUGAACAAUUCCUUGUCUGCUAUUUAUGAUCGGGGUCUUAUUGGUGCUUUUCAUGACUGGUGCGAACCAUUCUCUACAUAUCCACGCACAUAUGAUUUGUUACAUGCCAACCAUCUCUUCUCUCACUAUCAAAACCAUGGAGAAGGUUGUUUACUUGAAGAUAUUAUGCUGGAGAUGGACCGCAUUCUGCGACCCCAGGGAUUUAUCAUCAUUAGAGACAAUGAACAAAUCACAUCGAGAAUCAGAGAUAUUGCUCCCAAGUUUCUAUGGGAGGUUGAAUCACAUUUGCUGGAAAAUGAACAGAAAAAGAUGGAUUCUGUGCUAGUCGCUAAAAAGAAGUUUUGGGCAAUAGUAUGAGGCAUACUAGGUAGGGUAGUGAGCUUACCGGAGUACAUAUUUUGUUCCAACCAACCGAGAGGCUGCUUGUAUCUCGAGGCUGGUGGAUAUCUGUUUAUUUUCGUGGUGUAUCUGCAUAGAUGCUUAUUGACCUUGUGCAAUGAGACAAGGUUGCAAGUCUUCCUAAUUAUUCAUUUCUCUGGGAUCAAUUUAUUUGUACAUGUUUUAGAGAGAAUUUUCUUACACUAAGGCACUCGUCUUAUAUGUUGUAAACAGAGAGUGUUAAUACUUUGUUUCUAAUAUUUCCAACAAAAAUUUUAAAAUUCCAA
Messenger RNA from Vitis riparia (riverbank grape), 2232 nucleotides. RefSeq names its product probable methyltransferase PMT7. Lineage: Eukaryota; Viridiplantae; Streptophyta; Magnoliopsida; Vitales; Vitaceae. The transcript has 7 exons. Bases 119 to 1924 code for a protein of 601 amino acids. Gene Ontology annotation, molecular function: methyltransferase activity. Gene Ontology annotation, cellular component: cytoplasm; endosome; trans-Golgi network. The record is from RefSeq and is a predicted model, not a curated record.